Messenger RNA from Carassius auratus (goldfish), 2225 nucleotides. Its product is annotated as vang-like protein 2. The record is from RefSeq and is a predicted model, not a curated record. NCBI's taxonomy places the organism in Eukaryota, Metazoa, Chordata, Actinopteri, Cypriniformes, Cyprinidae. Gene Ontology annotation, biological process: multicellular organism development. The transcript is spliced from 8 exons. Gene Ontology annotation, cellular component: membrane. Bases 304 to 1887 code for a protein of 527 amino acids.
GUGAAGAAAAAAAGAAAAAAACACGGACUCGAAGUAAAGCCCGCAGGCCAGGGAACAUUUCACAUUCACAGACCCAGAGCGAUUAAACUACAAGAAGAGGAUUUAUUCACCUGCAAACUGUCCGUCCUCUCCUCUCCGUCAGCCUCCAAGAUAGAUUCUCUCAGGAGUAAAGUGGAACUGCUGAAGCUUCCCUUGUCUCUGUCGUCCAAAUCCAUCUCGGAGCGUAAGACUCGGCUGGGCGGAGCCACAGAGCGCUCCAGGGGCGGAGCUGGGGCCCACAAACCCCGCCCACCAGCCCCAGACAUGGACAACGAGUCGCAGUACUCGGGCUACUCCUACAAGUCUUCACAUUCACGCAGCUCUCGCAAACACAGGGACCGCAGGGACCGGCAUCGCUCCAAGAGCAGAGACAGCAGCAGCAGAGGAGACAAGUCUGUGACCAUCCAGGCCCCCGGAGAGCCCCUGCUGGACGCCGAGAGCACGCGCGGAGAUGAGCGGGAUGAUAACUGGGGCGAGACCACGACGGUCGUCACCGGGACGUCGGAGCACAGCGUGUCUAACGAGGACCUGACGCGUGCAUCUAAGGAGCUGGAGGACUCGUCUCCGCUGGAGUGCCGUCGGUUCGCGGGGCCGGUCCUGAGCGGUGUUCUGGGUGUGUUUGCGCUCCUGACGCCCCUGGCCUUCCUGCUGCUGCCCCAGCUGCUGUGGCGGGACGCUCUGGAGCCCUGCGGGACCCCGUGCGAGGGCCUGUACGUCUCGCUGGCCUUCAAGCUGCUGGUGCUGCUCAUCUCAUCCUGGGCUCUGUUCCUGCGGCCGCCCCGUGCCACGCUCCCGCGCUUCUACGUCUUCCGCUGCCUGCUGAUGGCGCUGGUCUUCCUCUUCGUGGCCUCGUACUGGCUCUUCUACGGCGUGCGGGUGCUGGAGCCCCGCGAGAGAGACUACAGGGGCAUCGUGGGAUACGCCGUGUCUCUGGUGGACGCGCUGCUGUUCAUCCAGUAUCUGGCGCUCGUGCUGCUGGAGGUCAGGCACCUCAGACCCGCCUUCUGCCUCAAAGUGGUGCGCACCACCGACGGAGCCAGCCGCUUCUACAACGUGGGCCACCUGAGUAUCCAGCGAGCAGCGGUGUGGGUUCUGGAUCACUACUACACUGAUUUCCCGGUCUACAACCCUGCUUUACUCAACCUGCCCAAGUCCAUCCUGUCCAAGAAGAUGUCUGGCUUCAAGGUGUACACUCUGGGAGAAGAGAGCAGCACUAAUAACUCGACGGGUCAGUCUCGGGCGAUGAUCGCCGCCGCCGCACGCAGACGGGACAACUCUCAUAAUGAGUAUUACUACGAGGAGGCCGAGAUGGACCGCAGGGUGCGAAAACGCAAGGCCAGGCUGGUGGUGGCAGUAGAGGAGGCCUUCACUCACAUCAAGAGGCUUCAGGAGGACGAGGCGGCGUCGUCCCCCAAACACCCGCGUGAGGUGAUGGACCCUCGAGAGGCGGCCCAGGCCAUCUUCGCCCCCAUGGCUCGAGCCAUGCAGAAGUACCUGCGCACCACGCGCCAGCAGCCGUACCACAGCAUGGAGAGCAUCAUCACACACCUGCAGUUCUGCAUCACGCACAACAUGACGCCCAAGGCGUUUCUGGAGCGUUACCUGGCCCCGGGCCCCACCAUGCAGUACCAGCGAGAGAACGGCAGCAGGGGGCGCCAGUGGACUCUGGUGAGCGAGGAGCCCGUGACCUCAGCGCUGCGGCAGGGACUGGUGUUCUCCCUCCGCCGCCUCGACUUCGCUCUGGUGGUCACGGUGACGCCCCUCCCCUUCCUCACCCUGGGGGAGGAGUUUAUCGACCCCAAGAGCCACAAGUUCGUGAUGCGGCUCCAGUCAGAGACCUCAGUGUGAGAGAACCACAAGAGACUCCGUUACAAGGACACAACCACUCCUUUUUGUCUUUUAGAUAUCACUUUUAUGACUGUAUGUGCGUGUUUUUUACACUACAUGAACUAUUUUGAUCUAGAGACCGUCUGGACUGACUAACUCUUCUGCAUUUCAGCUGUGAAUAUAACACGUUGCUCGAUCAAACACACUUUCACACACCAGUGCUGCACGAUAAGGAUGAUUUACCAGAAGUCCCAGGUGUCAUGAUAACACUACACACACAUUCACACUUCAAAACCCGUGAAAUAUUCAUUGAGAAGCGACUGUAGCCGAGCGUUCAAGUGCUUUAAUUUGUAUGAUUG